Molecule: messenger RNA, 1041 nt
Organism: Python bivittatus (Burmese python)
Lineage: Eukaryota; Metazoa; Chordata; Lepidosauria; Squamata; Pythonidae
Gene: GPR139
Product: G protein-coupled receptor 139
Biological process (GO): phospholipase C-activating G protein-coupled receptor signaling pathway
Cellular component (GO): plasma membrane
Molecular function (GO): neuropeptide receptor activity
Source: RefSeq, a predicted model, not a curated record
AUGGAGCAGGACUACAUUCACAUGUAUAAUGCUUCCUUGCGUGGCUGCGGCUUAGGAUACGCGCCCAUCAUUUAUUACAGUCUCCUGCUCUGCUUGGGGCUCCCGGCUAACAUUUUGACGGUAAUCAUUUUGUCGCAGUUGGUGGCUCGGCGUCAAAAAUCCUCCUAUAACUACCUUUUAGCUCUCGCAGCAGCUGAUUUGCUAGUUCUUUUCUUCAUUGUCUUUGUCGACUUCUUAUUGGAAGACUUCAUCUUGAAGAAGAAGAUGCCAGAAAUCCUGGACAAAAUUAUUGAGGUCUUGGAAUUCUCUUCCAUCCAUACCUCCAUCUGGAUUACUGUCCCUCUCACAAUUGACCGCUAUAUAGCCGUCUGCCAUCCACUCAAAUAUCACAUGGUUUCUUAUCCAGCUCGUACACGCAAAGUCAUUGUGAGCGUUUACAUUAUUUGCUUUCUAACCAGCAUCCCAUACUACUGGUGGCCCGAUAUUUGGAAAGAAGAUUACACAAGUACUCUUGUUCACCACGUCCUCAUCUGGAUCCAUUGUUUCACCAUCUAUUUAGUCCCGUGCUCCAUCUUUUUCAUCUUGAACUCAAUCAUUGUGUACAAGCUUCGACAGAAGUGCAAUUUCCGAUUGCGAGGCUAUUCCACUGGGAAAACCACCGCCAUCUUGUUUACCAUCACCUCCAUUUUCGCCAUACUCUGGGCACCGAGGAUUAUCAUGAUCCUUUACCACCUUUACGUCUCACCAAUAAACAACAGCUGGUCUGUCCAUAUUGUCUCCGAUGUGGCCAACAUGCUCGCGUUGCUGAACACCGCCAUCAACUUCUUCCUGUACUGUUUCAUCAGCAAGCGAUUCCGCACAAUGGCAGCUGUAACUCUUAAAGCCUUCUUCCGGUGCCAGAAGCAACCCGUUCAGUUCUAUACAAACCAUAACUUUUCAAUAACUAGCAGCCCAUGGAUAUCUCCAGCCAACUCCCACUGUAUCAAAAUGCUUGUUUACCAAUAUGAUAAGAAUGGGAAGCCUAUAAAGAUCUCGCCAUGA